Messenger RNA from Bipolaris sorokiniana ND90Pr, 1211 nucleotides. RefSeq lists its product as uncharacterized. The transcript is spliced from 3 exons. Lineage: Eukaryota; Fungi; Ascomycota; Dothideomycetes; Pleosporales; Pleosporaceae. The record is from RefSeq and is a predicted model, not a curated record. Gene Ontology annotation, cellular component: RNA polymerase I complex; RNA polymerase III complex; RNA polymerase II, core complex. Gene Ontology annotation, biological process: DNA-templated transcription. Bases 71 to 775 code for a protein of 234 amino acids. Gene Ontology annotation, molecular function: DNA binding; DNA-directed RNA polymerase activity.
CCACGCUCGCGCCGACGUUCCCCACCACAUUCGUAUCCGAACCCCUCUUCCGACCCCAGAUAUUGUAAACAUGGACGGCGAAAGGUACAGCCCAAGCUUGAUCCGCCUCUGGAGGGUCUGGCGCACCACCAAGGAGAUGAUGAACGACCGGGGCUACAUGGUGGUUGAGGAUGACAUGACCAUGUCGCUCGAAGAGUUCUCACGGAGAUAUGCGCGCGAAGAUGGCGAGCCCGACCGCUCGCGCCUCAACUUUUCCUGCCAGCCCUCCGAGGAAAUGCUCGCAAAGUACACCGACGCCCCGACCAAGAAGAAUCCCAACCCCACCCCCAGCAUCGGUACCAUCUGGGUCGAGUUCAAUGCCGACGAGAACGUGGGCAUGAAGCAGUUGCGCGAGUACAUGGCACAUCUGGUCAACGGCUCCUUCCACUCCGGAAUCAUGGUCACCGUCAAGGCCAUGACCGGUAUGGCUAUUCGACUUCUCCGCGGCGCCACGAGCAUCACCGACGGUCCCAAGGGCGGCGUAGAGGUCUUUGUCGAGCAGGACCUGCUGGUCAACAUCACAAAGCACGAGCUUGUACCCAAGCACGUGCUGCUGAGCGAUCAAGAGAAGCAACAGCUGCUACAACGAUACCGUUUGAAGCAGACUCAACUACCCCGGAUUCAGUCCACGGACCCGGUUGCAAAGUACCUGGGCCUUAGGAGAGGCGCUGUUGUCAAGAUUAUCCGAAAGUCCGAGACAGCAGGUCGUUAUGCUAGUUACCGAUGGGUUAUUUAAAAAGCAGUCACGAAAAGGUGUGAGGAAAUCGACACGAGAUGUUGCAUAUGGCGAGGCGUUUGGCGAAACAGACGGAAUUUACCUUUUUUUUCCUCCCUUGAUAUCAUCUGCGAAAGACCAAAGUUUAUUCAAAAUAAAUUCACUUCGCGACCAACGUUUGUACCAUUCAAAGAAAAAAGGGCUGUUCCACAGUGUGAUCUUGUGCUUUAGUUGUCUUUUCUGCCGAAAGAGAAAGAAGGGAGAUGUAGGCUAUGAAAGGGACAGGAAUUGGUGACCAUGUUAAGAAGGAAGGACAACCAAGAAAACAAACCAAGGGUCUUAGCUGUGAAAUGUGGAAGACGGUUGAUAAUUAGGAGUUAUCAUGCUCAAUCAUGCUUGAUACCUUCUUAUGCGAGCAUCUAUUUAGUACGUAUGAAAGAAGCAGAACUACCGGACA